AUGUUGGCCAAUCUCAACAUACUCCUCCUGGACCCUAAGUAUCUAUGUCUGUAUGAGAUGAUCAUGGGAGGUUCUAGGACUUCCAUACCGGGUGGUUAUGAUCUCAUUGUCUGUCCAAGCACCAAUAAAAGAUUUAGGGUUGCAGUAAAAGCAGAAGUAGCCAACUACAGUGGAGGAGCUAUACAGAGUCACCUUAGAGAACAAGAAGCUAACAUGGAUGCUAGCAAGAGUGUACGAGAAAUGCUAUGCAUCAUCAUUCAGAGAAGCUUAGAGUCAAAUGGAAAAACUGACAAAAAUCAACUUCUUUCAAGCAAAAGACCAAUCACAGAUAGCUUCAACAAAGCAAGGUUUUCAACAGAUUUUGUGUUUGCUGUUACUCCCGACACAAGCUUGGUGCAACGCAUCACAGAUAAAUCCAUCCGUUUUAUGGCUACAUACGAAGGGACGCAUAACCACGUAGGUCCAAACCCUUCUAAAGGGAAUGUUACAAGACAAGUUGGAUCAAGCACUCUGACAUUGGAUAUGUUUAAUGGUGAGCAUGGAUUAGCUUUAGAGAAGAACGAAAGGGGAAUGAUGCAAGAGGUUUUGGUUCAACAAAGGGUAUCUUCAUUAACUGAGAUUCAAAGUUUUCUGCAGAUCUUGGGUUGCUAUCUAGGAGGUUGA
Eruca vesicaria subsp. sativa (arugula) is the source of this 663-nucleotide messenger RNA. The record is from the annotation of a GenBank genome assembly. Lineage: Eukaryota; Viridiplantae; Streptophyta; Magnoliopsida; Brassicales; Brassicaceae.